This is a messenger RNA of Xylaria bambusicola, 1333 nucleotides long. RefSeq names its product NAD(P)-binding protein. Bases 279 to 1157 code for a protein of 292 amino acids. The transcript is spliced from 2 exons. Gene Ontology annotation, molecular function: oxidoreductase activity. NCBI's taxonomy places the organism in Eukaryota, Fungi, Ascomycota, Sordariomycetes, Xylariales, Xylariaceae. The record is from RefSeq and is a predicted model, not a curated record.
CUACGUAGUAGUGUCGGCAAAACAACUCACAGGGGUAAUACACAUUUACUCGGCUCCGGAUAUAGCCACUAGUCCGCAAACUCAGGCCCGUGUUGUCAGAAUAAAGCCGAUUUGAAUACACGUAUCUCCGACAUGUGCUCUCUACGUUCCAGUGUCCGAAGGUGCGGAUAGAAAAAGCUGCUUCAUCACCUUGAGAUUCUUGCCAAAGACCUUUACCAUAUCACAAUCGUUCGGUGAACCAUCAAAUUCAUUGGUUCUUGGCGGUUGCAACCCUUAAAAUGAAUGGUACACAACAGAAACUCACUUGGCUCGUGACAGGCUCUAGUAACGGCAUAGGGCUGGCUCUGGUUAGAUACAUCUUGAACACUGGAGAUAAUGUCAUUGCCACAUCUCGAAAUCCAUCCAAGACCCCUGAACUUGUCAAGGAGGUCGAAUCGCAUCUGAACGGGAGAUGGAUUACGUUAGACAUCUCAUGGCCCCAGGAUAAGAUAACUCGAACCAUUGAGGAAGCUGAUAUCCUGUUUGAAGGGGGAAUAAACGCAAUUGUCAACAAUGCUACAUUUGCGAUUGCAGGCGCAAUUGAGGAUAUUCCUGAGGAGGAUGCAAAAGCCGAAUUUGACAUCAACGUAUGGGGGACACUCCGCGUCUGUAAAGCGAUCCUGCCUCUGAUGCGCCAGAGAGGGCGCGGUACUAUCGUGCAAAUAAGCAGCCUUCUAGGGCUUGUUGUCUUCCCUGCGCUGGGUAUAUAUUCCGCGUCCAAAUUUGCGCUCGAAGCUAUCUCGGAGGCCAUUUCGCAAGAAACAUCUUCGUUCGGGAUCCGCACGCUGAUCGUGAAUUUGGGUUCAUUCCGGACAAAUUUCCUUGCGCCAGAUGCAAUGCCUGUACAUGAGCCUUCGGAGCCGUACAAAGCGCCGCACGCCGUUGCCGUCUCACUUCAAAAUGAGCACAACAAGCAUGGAAAACAGCCAGGAGACCCUGAAAAGGCGGUGAAAAUCAUACAUGAUGCCGUAAGCGGCCGGGACCCGAGUUUGACCAAGGUCUUGAGGCUACCACUAGGGGAGGAUUGUUGGGGCGCAACGAUGGCUCGCGUAGAUCAAAUGCGGAACGACAUCGAUGGCUGUAAAGAGGCUGCGUGUAGCACCAAUCAUUCUACAUAGAUGAGAGAUGCUCAAUGCCGCGCAACUUCAAACUUAAUGUAUGUCUUGGCUGCUGUGUAAGUCGUUUGCCACUAGUCCCCGGUUGGGUAGAUGUGUGACCUACCCGUGACUUGGGUGACGACGCUCCUCUCCCUUGUUGAAACUUUGCAUCAUAGUGGAACUUACGAGAAACAUAU